This is a messenger RNA of Aspergillus steynii IBT 23096, 1903 nucleotides long. RefSeq names its product dolichyl-P-Glc:Man(9)GlcNAc(2)-PP-dolichol alpha-1,3-glucosyltransferase ALG6. The transcript has 3 exons. NCBI's taxonomy places the organism in Eukaryota, Fungi, Ascomycota, Eurotiomycetes, Eurotiales, Aspergillaceae. Gene Ontology annotation, cellular component: endoplasmic reticulum membrane. Gene Ontology annotation, biological process: protein N-linked glycosylation. The record is from RefSeq and is a predicted model, not a curated record. The coding region runs from base 121 to 1899 and encodes 592 amino acids. Gene Ontology annotation, molecular function: dolichyl pyrophosphate Man9GlcNAc2 alpha-1,3-glucosyltransferase activity.
CUUCGUUCUCCCGCCCCUCCUCCAUUCGGUCUCGAGUCUCUGCACCACCAACCCAUUACCGUUGUCUAUCACGCAUAGUCAAUGGAAGAGUUUCAGUGAUCUCUCGGUUUCAGAUUCAACAUGGCUCCUCCCAAUCCCUCUCAUCGCCCACGGAAGAAGAGAAAGUUCGCUUCCUCGUUGGCCGGGUCCAAUGACUCCCUGAUCUUGGAGACGGAUGGAAAGUCCUCUCCAGCAUUUCCCUUGGUUUCUUUUCUAUGGGCUGCUCGGGCAGGGGUCUCCCAAUGGCUUGUUCUGCCCCUCAUCUUGAUGGCGGUGGGUCUCUUUCGCUGGGCUGUCAGUCUUUGGGGAUACUCUGGGUUCAAAAUACCUCCAAUGCAUGGUGACUUCGAAGCGCAGAGACAUUGGAUGGAAUUGACGAUCCACCUACCUAUGUCGAAAUGGUACACGUAUGAUUUGCAGUACUGGGGUCUGGAUUACCCGCCAUUGACGGCUUAUCAUAGCUGGCUGCUAGGUAAAAUUGGUUCCCUUUUCGACCCCGCCUGGUUUGCGCUAGACGCAUCCCGUGGCUUCGAGGACCCCCAGUUGAAAGUGUUCAUGCGCGCAACCGUGGUUAUUUCCGAAUACCUCAUCUAUAUCCCCGCCGUUGUCAAUUUCCUGCGCCGCUUUACUCGCAUGCAGGACGUUCCUGUGUGGUCGGCUUCGGUUGCCCUCGUUGCCAUCCUGCUCCAACCAUCAACCAUACUUAUCGAUCACGGCCACUUUCAAUACAACACCGUGAUGCUAGGACUUGUCGUCGCGAGCUUGGAUGCUAUACUUGCUGGUCGCAUGCUCUGGGCCUGCAUUUUCUUUGUGGGUGCUCUGGGCUUCAAGCAGAUGGCACUCUAUUAUGCUCCGGUCAUGUUCGCUUUUCUUCUGGGCGUCUGCAUUUUCCCGAAGAUCCGCAUCCUCCGGCUCCUUUGCAUUUCCAUCGUCACGCUUGCUGCUUUUGCGGUUCUUCUUGCGCCACUGUUAGUGGGAGUUGCCAAUGCCGAUUCCCUAAAAAUCUUGGCUUCGCUUCCACAGCCUCCGCUGUUGCAGAAAAUUCCAAUUGACUUGGACAAGAGCUCUUUGCUCUAUGCGCCCUUGUUCCAAUUGACCCAGAUUAUUCACCGAGUCUUUCCCUUCGCCCGUGGCUUGUUCGAAGACAAGGUUGCGAAUGCUUGGUGUGCCAUUCAUACCUUUUACAAGCUUCAUCGGUUCGAAGCAAGUCUUCUCCAGCAAGUGUCUCUUGGUGCCACACUGGCAUCCAUCUUGAUUCCCUGUGCCAUCGUCUUCCGGCACCCGCGCGCUUCGCUUCUCCUUCCCGCACUCUCUUGCGUGGCUUGGGGAUUCUUCUUGUUUUCGUUCCAGGUGCAUGAAAAGAGCGUCCUACUGCCUCUGCUCCCUAUGACACUUCUUCUUGCCGGUGACGGGGGACUGACCAAAGAGACUCGCGCAUGGGUGGGAUGGGCCAACAUGCUUGGAUCUUGGACUAUGUAUCCCCUGCUCAAACGCGACGAGCUUCGGGUGCCCUACUUUGUUAUGUCGCUCCUGUGGGCUUAUCUGCUCGGUCUUCCGCCGACAUCGCUGGAAAUCUUCCGCACCCGACCCACCUCGGACGAUUCGGGCCCACGUUCCGGACUUCACAUCCUCACCAAGCUUCUUCACCUGUCCUUUUACCUGGUGAUGGUUGGGUGGCAUGUGGUAGAGGCAUUCGUUCCUCCCCCGCCUGGAAAGCCGGAUUUGUGGGUGGUGCUCAACGUCCUCGUCGGCGCCGGAGGUUUCGGUAUUGCGUACCUUUGGUGUUUGUCGAAAUUCAUCUCCCAGUGCUGUUUGAUUGACCGCAAAACGGCGGAGGAGACCCGAAAGAAGACGCAAUAAAGGC